CAGUGAUCUGAUCAGUAAAAUAGUGUGUAGUGCAGAGCAGAUGGCUAAGAAGGCGGUUCUGAUUGGAUGCAAUUACCCGGGAACGAAGGCGGAGCUGAAGGGAUGCAUCAACGACGUCCGACGUAUGUACAGAUGCCUCAUUGAACGUUAUGGAUUCGCCGAAGAUGACAUCACCGUCUUGAUCGACACCGAUGACUCCUACGCUGAGCCCACCGGCAAAAACAUCCGACGUGCUCUUGCAGAUCUCGUCCGCUCCGCCGAGCCUGGAGAUUUCCUCUUCGUUCACUACAGCGGUCAUGGCACACGUCUCCCUGCCGAGACAGGGGAGGACGAUGACACCGGCUACGAUGAAUGCAUUGUUCCUUCCGAUAUGAAUCUCAUUACAGAUGACGAUUUCAGGGAUUUAGUGGACAAAGUUCCAGAAGGAUGUCGCAUAACAAUUGUGUCAGAUUCGUGCCACAGCGGUGGCCUAAUAGAUGAGGCCAAGGAACAGAUUGGGGAGAGCACCAAGGAUGCCUCCCAUGAAUCAGAGUCUAGUGGUGGCUUUGGGUUCAAAAAGUUCUUGCAACGGUCGGUUGAAGACGCAUUCGAGUCCCGUGGAAUUCAUCUCCCUUCAGGAGAUCACCAUCGCCGCCACCACCAUGGUCCCGAUGAAGAUGUGGAUCGUGAAGCAGAGCUCCAAUACACAGAGAGUGGUCACCGUAUCAAGAACCGAUCUCUGCCACUGUCGACUCUGAUAGAGAUACUGAAGCAGAAGACGGGCAAGGAAGACAUCGAUGUAGGGAAGUUGCGGCCGACCUUGUUCGACAUCUUCGGCGAGGAUUCAAGUCCUAAGGUGAAGAAGUUCAUGAAUGUCAUCAUGAACAAGCUGAAACACGGUGAAGGAGAAGGUGGAAAUGGGAGCGGCGGUGGGAUCCUGGGUAUGGUUGGGAGUCUGGCGCAGGAGUUCCUGAAGCAGAAGCUGGAGGAAAACGAUGAGGAUUACGUGAAACCUGCGCUGAAAACGAAGGUGUCUAGCACACACGAAGCUUACGCAGGAACAAAAAAGCGGUCGCUUCCUGAUAGUGGAAUUCUGAUUAGUGGCUGCCAGACUGACCAAACAUCUGCGGAUGCAACCCCUUCAGGAAAUCCUAAAGAAGCAUAUGGUGCUCUCAGCAAUGCAAUCCAGUCUAUAAUUGCUGAAUCCGAUGGAGCAAUUACCAACCAGGAGCUUGUGUCCAAGGCUAGAAAAAUUCUCAAGAGCCAGGGAUUCACUCAACGACCCGGCCUCUACUGCAGUGAUUAUCAUGUCGAUGCUCCUUUUGUUGCUUGAUGAUGAUACUUCAUUAGAAGAUCUCCUU
Messenger RNA from Telopea speciosissima, 1340 nucleotides. Its product is annotated as metacaspase-4-like. Gene Ontology annotation, molecular function: cysteine-type endopeptidase activity. The coding region runs from base 41 to 1312 and encodes 423 amino acids. The record is from RefSeq and is a predicted model, not a curated record. Lineage: Eukaryota; Viridiplantae; Streptophyta; Magnoliopsida; Proteales; Proteaceae. The transcript has 2 exons. Gene Ontology annotation, biological process: proteolysis.